This is a messenger RNA of Chenopodium quinoa (quinoa), 1986 nucleotides long. RefSeq lists its product as uncharacterized. The record is from RefSeq and is a predicted model, not a curated record. The coding region runs from base 552 to 1670 and encodes 372 amino acids. Gene Ontology annotation, biological process: regulation of transcription by RNA polymerase II. Lineage: Eukaryota; Viridiplantae; Streptophyta; Magnoliopsida; Caryophyllales; Amaranthaceae. Gene Ontology annotation, cellular component: SAGA complex. The transcript is spliced from 2 exons. Gene Ontology annotation, molecular function: transcription coactivator activity.
UGAGUGAUUUUUUCUUUUUAUUAUAUAUAAAAAAAAAAAAAAAAAAAUCUUGAUCGAGUUUGACUUCCAAUUUCCAACAUAUCUGAGUUAACAAAGAAUGACAACAAAUGAUUGGAUUUUGUUCCAAUCAAAGGUAAACAAAGACACAACAUAUCAUCAUAUCAUACACAUUGACAAUUCAAUCCUUACCUUAAAAAUUAAACCCACGUGCGUUUUAAACUUUGACCUCCUUGUGACUUUCAGAACCUUUUUAGUCUCUCUCUCUUUACAACCCGUAAAAUUGCCCUAAACUAAUUUCCCCUUUUUUCUCUCUCUUCCCGCUUUCGCGAUAACUCUGAUUAAGCAGCUCAUCUAAUUUUCUACUUUCAUUUUCAUCAAAUUUCUGCAUUCUUCUUAACUUAUUCAGUAUUCUGGGUUUAUUCGACAACACUGUUGUUCUUGCUCGAUGGCUGAUCCAAUUAGAAGAUUAGGGUUUGGAAUUUUAAUAAUAGACGCUGUUUCUUUUUGAAGUGCGAUUUAUAAUUUCUGUGGAAUUAGGGUUUUAAUUUUUGAUGGUUGUAAGAAAUAUGGAAAUCAAAAUGCCGGGUGAUCGGCGUUUUGAUAGGAUUGACAUAUUAGAGAUCAAAAUUCAGAUUUGUAGGAAAGUAGGAAGUCAGAGGGCUGAGAAGUACUUUGGUCUGUUGGACAGCUUUUUUGGCCUCAAAAUCGGUAAGUCCGAGUUUGAUAAAAGCUGCAUUGCUGCAAUUGGGCCGGAAAACAUUAGCCUGCACAAUCGCCUGAUUACAUCCAUUCUUAAGAAUGCUUGUCAAUCAAAGACACCUCCCUCGAAAAGAAGCAAAUUGGAGAGUCCCGUUGUUGAUAAGGUUGCUAAUGGGUAUCAAAGAAGUUGCCUUCAAUCUCUCUGUAGGGAUGUGUUGCCAUUGUCUCCACGCAAAGGAAGGACUCCUUGUUUCCGUGAUCGUAAAAGCAAGGACCGUCCCAGCCCACUUGGCCCUCAUGGGAAGCCCAAUGCUGUUGAGGCGUGUAAGGAUUUGGGCCAUAAGACUCUAGAGCAGCAAAGUGCUACAGAGUUGCUGUCUUUAGGUAGCAGACCUAUUGAGGUCAACUCCGUGGAAGAUGGGGAAGAAGUUGAUCAGGCAGCAAUUAGCCCGGGAAUUCACAGCAGGAGUCCUGUCACACCACCUCUAGGAAUUCCUUGGAAUGGAAAAGGAAACCGGAAAGUUAUCAGCAGUUUAUCAUCGUCUAGUUUAUCAUCUUCUAGAAUUCCUGUUGAAUCGUGUCAUGGAGUUGGCGAGCUACCCAACACAAGCUCUUUAAGGAAGCGAUUGGAGCAGAAAUUGGAAAAGGAAGGGUUGAGCAUUUCACUGGAUUGUGUGAAUCUGUUGAACAAUGGGUUGGAUAGUUACUUAAAGAGGUUGAUAAAGCCCUCACUAGAAUUGGCUAGUUUAAGGAAUGGAAGCAAACGACAAAAUAUGAGUGCUGAGGGUGUUCAUGGCCUAAAUGGACUUUGGCCUGUAAAAUGCUUACAAAGUCCAUCCAUGUCUCCUACUGUUUCUCUUUUGGACUUUCGAACUGCUAUGGAGUUGAAUCCACAAGUACUUGGAGAAGAUUGGCCAACGCAGCUCGAGAAGGUCUGCCUUCAAGAGUUUGAAAGUGGGGUUAGUGAUUAGUUUGGAGAAGACAUGGUGGGGUAAAAUAUGUUUUUGAUAGGAACGAGGUGCUGCUUUGUUGAUAGAAUAACCUCUAACAUUGAUUUAAACCUCAGUAGAUUUAUCAGCAGUGAUCCAGUGUAAAAUUGCCGGGAAUUUUUGGAUUAAAUCGAUUCCAUUGUAUAUACAACAUCAAAAUAGUAUGUAGCAGGAUUAUUGUUGGGGACAUGGGGGUGAUGAGAUAUAAAUAGGAAAAUCAUUGUAAGAUUUUUGUUACUAAUACUAUUUGGGGCUCUCUGAAUAAUACAAGUGUCUGAUUCUUCCCACUUUUGUUCAA